UCUGACUAAACUUUACGGGGAUAGAAAACGUGGGAGUGGCGCAAGAAACGACGUCGUACUUUCGCCGCCGAUUUGAAAAAUGCUUUUCCGUGCAAAACCGACGGAAGAGAAGAAAAUGAAAUGGUUACCGAAAACGAGAGGAAAGCCAAAGCCAAGAGUCAAGACCCUCUCCUACUUACAAAGGGCCAGCUUCUGUGUUGUCCUAGAUUAUCUUCUGGGUCUCGACUCCUUCAAAACACUUGUGCGCUUCGCUCUCUGCGUUUAUCCUCGAACUCAUAUAGAUUGAUGCUCUCUCACCCUUGCCCACCAAACUCUGCCCAAUUCAAUUCAGUCUCACUCGCUAUCUCUUGUAAAAUGUGUCAAAGAAUAGAAUAGUGAUGGCGGUAGCAGAAGCAAGAGCUGCAUGGCAGAGAGCAGCUAAUCGCUGCUUUUUCCAAGAAGAUGCCAAAAGAGCUCCGAAGUUAGCUUGUUGCCAAUCAUCAUCUUCAGCAUCUAAGCAGGUUGACACUGGACCUACCAAUAAUACAGAUGGGCAAUAUCAUCCUGCCUCUAUUUUUAUGCCUAAAAGGAAUCCUUCGUUUUCCAAUCUUCCCCAGACACAAGAUGUUGGCUCCAAUUGCAACCUAGCAAUGCAAACCAAAAGGGCUUCGUAUGAACAGUCAGUUGCAUUGGAGGCCAAAGUGGUCACCUUAGGAGCUGGCACUGUAAAUUCAACAGCUAAGCUCGAUGAGGUCCACCCUCAAAAAGGGGACAUUAUUAAUGACAAUGAUGAUAAAAACUGCGAGUCCUCUCUUGAUAGGCAAUAUGGUCUCCCUGAUGUUCGUAUGAACAAAGCCGUCGAAGCCAGAAAGGAAGAGGUAAAUGCUUCAUAUUGUAAGAAUGCCGAGGAGUAUUGUGAACUAAUGGAAGUCAGGGAGAGAUACGAACACUUGGAUGUGGAUCCUGAUGGUUGUCCAGUUUCCAAGCAAGCCAAUGAGUGUAGCUUAAAUCCAGAAUCUCCAUGGAUUGGGGAUUAUAAGAGAGGACCGUGGUGGCAAACAACAGAUAAAGAAGAAUUGGCCUUCUUGGUCGAGAAGAAGUCACUUAACCAUAUUGAGAAUUGUGAUCUCCCCCCACCUCAGAAAAUUUAUGUAGGGAAGCACCCAUAUGUUCAUAGUGGCUGCAUUGAUCAUGAUGAAGCAUUGCUGUCAUAUUCUGAUCUGAAGGCCAGAACUGGUAGCAUUUCCAAUAGGACUCAUGCACAGGGCUUUCCAGAUUCCAGGAAAGCAGAUAGAAAUGAGGUGGCUUCAUCUGAAGAAGGGUGUUCACAAUAUGGUUCUGACAAGUCAUUCAGGUAUAAAUUAGAUUACCAUCAUUUUCAUUCUGGCAUGAAAUCAUCCCUUUCUUUCAUCUCACUACUAUUUGCAGAUAUUAGUAAUUGUCUUAUGUUGAUUUUGUUAGUUAAGCUUUUACAUGUGUGUGGGUGUGUCUUAAAAUUUUUGUACACAAUAUCUAGAUUUUGUUCGGUCUUGCAAUUUAAUAGCAGUUAUGGUACAAACUACAAAGAUAUCACGAAGACAUUACAAGUUUCUGAAGGUGGCCCUGAAAAAGCUCUGCUGAUGGAAGCACUCUGCCAUUCUCAAACUCGUGCAAGGGAAGCUGAGAAGGCAGCAAAGCAAGCUGAUGCUGAGAAGGAGCACAUUCUUAAGCUCUUCUUCAGACAAGCCUCACAACUUUUUGCCUAUAAGCAGUGGUUCCAACUGCUGCAGCUAGAAAUUCGUUACAUCCAGAUUAAAAAUACCGACCAAUCAAUUUCCACUCUCUUCCCUGUGGUCCUUCCAAAGAUGGCUUACAAAGGUAGGAAACAGCAAAAGAACUGGCAGAAGGCUACCAAGAGAAGAAGAGUCCAGCGAGGACGACCUAGGCAUGAUAUCAAAAGGUAUGCUGCUGUUUUUGCUUUGGGAAUGAGUCUCGUUGGUGCUGGCAUGCUUCUGGGAUGGACUGUUGGGUGGAUGUUACCUCCUUUCUAGUGUACAGUGUAUCACCUGCGCCUUGUGAAGAUUGAUUUAUAACGGUAAGCAACUGUUUUGAAUAUCUUUUAUACAUUUUUUGUAGAGUUUUAAGUAUACAGAAGUGCAAAAUGAGAUAUGCGAAUAUGUUGGGGUGAAAAUAUUCUGAAUUAAACAUUUCAUCAAGAAAUUUUCAUUGACCCUGUGCA
Molecule: messenger RNA, 2197 nt
Organism: Juglans microcarpa x Juglans regia
Lineage: Eukaryota; Viridiplantae; Streptophyta; Magnoliopsida; Fagales; Juglandaceae
Source: RefSeq, a predicted model, not a curated record